UUUUCUGCACUGACUUUGAUGAAACCUUCUCUUUCUGUUGGUGUCUUUGUCUGCAUCACCGGACGCCUUGAAUCUUCAUAUCUGAGACGAUAACAAUGGCGUCGCUUCUUACCACGGGGCUCGUACAACCGCACCAUCUCUCUUCGAGAAGCCACCGAAUCAAACUCUUAUCUCGCUCUACAGAUUCGCCAAUCACUCGGAAGCUUUCUAGAGAUCCCAGUCGAAACCUCAAAGUCGUAGACUACGCUCCCCUCAUCGAAUCCCUAAACCGGAGAAAACUACCCGAUCAAGCUCACCAGGUUUACAUCCAAAUGAAAUCACACAACCUGCUUCCUAACUACAGAACGCUCUCCGCUCUCAUGCUCUGCUUCGCUCGUAACGGCUCCGUCCCUCGAGCGCGCGCCAUCUGGGAGGAGAUUCUAAACAGCUCUUUCGUCCCCGAUCUCCUCACCAUCUCCAACCUCGUCUCCGCUCACGAGAAGAUCGGCCGUUUCGACGAAGUUUCGAAAAUCACCAGAGACGUAACCGCAAGGCAUCCCAAGCUCCUCCCCGCCGUAUCCUCCCUCGCUAUCACCUGUUUCGGAAAGAACGGUCAGUUGGAACUGAUGGAUGAGGCAUUAGAUGAAUUGGAUUCUAACGGAAUCUCCUUAGAUCCCGCCACCGCUAAGGCGGUUAUGAGAUGCUACAGUACGUUGGAGAAGAUGGAGCAGGCUUACGUCCGGGUUAAGAAGUCUGUUGGUGUGAUAGAGGAAAGAGAGAUAAGAGCUUUGUUGGUAGCAUACUUGAAGGAAAGGAAGUUUUAUCGUCUGCGUGAGUUUUGUUUCGACGUUGGUCUUGGGAGGAGAGAUCUUGAGGAUCUGUUAUGGAACUCGGUGUUGCUGUCGUACGCGGCGGACUUUAAGAUGAAGAGCCUGCAGAGAGAGUUCAUCAAGAUGCGAGGGGAAGGUUUCUCUCCCGACCUUACCACUUUCAACAUCCGUGCUCUCGCGUUUUCUAGGAUGGCGCUUUUCUGGGAUCUGCAUCUCACUCUCGAGCAUAUGAGGCGGUUGGAGAUUGUUCCGGAUCUUGUGACUUUUGGAUGUGUGGUCGAUGCGUACGUGGAUAGGAGGCUAGGGAGGAAUCUUGAGUUCGUGUACAACCGGAUGAACGUGGACGAUUCUCCUGUUGUUUUGACUGAUCCGCUUGUCUUUGGAGCGCUGGGGAAAGGAGAUUUCCAUCUUAGCUCGGAAGCUGUUUUGGAGUUCGGUCAUCGGAGAGAGUGGACGUAUAGAAAGCUGAUUGGAGUUUAUCUCAAAAAGAAGUUGCGGAGAGACCAGAUUUUCUGGAAUUACUAGCCACCUCUUUGCUGCAGUGUGGUAAAACUAGACUUUGUUAAAUGUUGUUGUAAUUAGCAUGUCUGUAAAGAAUACUUAUUGGUUACAAAGCUAAUCCUUGUUGCAA
Messenger RNA from Raphanus sativus (radish), 1440 nucleotides. RefSeq names its product pentatricopeptide repeat-containing protein At3g42630. The record is from RefSeq and is a predicted model, not a curated record. The transcript has 2 exons. Lineage: Eukaryota; Viridiplantae; Streptophyta; Magnoliopsida; Brassicales; Brassicaceae. Gene Ontology annotation, molecular function: protein binding. Bases 96 to 1334 code for a protein of 412 amino acids.